This is a messenger RNA of Phytophthora nicotianae INRA-310, 3135 nucleotides long. RefSeq lists its product as hypothetical. Gene Ontology annotation, molecular function: ribosome binding; GTP binding; GTPase activity. The record is from RefSeq and is a predicted model, not a curated record. Lineage: Eukaryota; Oomycota; Peronosporomycetes; Peronosporales; Peronosporaceae. Gene Ontology annotation, biological process: cytosolic ribosome assembly. The transcript is spliced from 2 exons. Gene Ontology annotation, cellular component: ribonucleoprotein complex; cytosol. The coding region runs from base 1 to 3135 and encodes 1044 amino acids.
AUGGCUACUCGCGUAACACAGGAGCUGCUGGGCGAGCUGCAGCAUUCACCCGAGCGUAUCCGCAACAUCUGCAUCUUGGCGCAUGUGGACCACGGCAAGACAACGCUCAGCGACAGCCUCGUGUCGGCCAACGGGAUCAUCUCGGAGCGACUCGCAGGCAAGGUGCGAUAUCUGGACAACACGGAGGAGGAGCAAGUCCGCGGCAUUACUAUGAAGUCCAGCGCCAUCUCCUUAGUGUACCAGCCUGAACCCAUAGCCGACAAGGAGCCGGAAGCGCCGUAUCUUAUCAAUCUCGUUGACUCCCCAGGCCAUGUGGACUUUUCGUUCGAUGUAUCCACCGCAGUUCGACUCUGCGACGGCGCUUUGGUGCUUAUUGAUGCUGUAGAAGGACUCUGCGCCCAAACUCACGCCGUGAUUCGUCAAGCUUGGAAGGAAGGGAUCCGUCCGUGUCUUGUGAUUAACAAGAUGGAUCGACUCAUCUUCGAGCUGCAGUUUUCACCCAUGGAGGCAUAUCAGAGACUCAACCGUAUCCUUGAACAGGCCAAUGCUGUACUGAGUUCCAUGAUUAGGAUGGAUGUAUUGGAAAAAUACGAUCAGGAAGCUUCAUCUGAAGACCAGAAGAACAGUACAGACGACACUGAGGCAGUAGAUGCCGAUAAGAUCGAGAUUACACUCGAUGACGAAGCCAUUUCCAAGGAGACGGAGCAAUUGGAGAACGAAAUGCUCUUCUCGCCGUCGAACGGUAACGUUAUCUUUGCUAGUGCUACAGACGGAUGGGCUUUUGGUAUCGGAUACUUUGCAGCACUGUACGCAAAGAAGUUAGAGCUGCCGGUGCGUGUAAUGCGUCAGGCACUGUGGGGGGAGUACUAUUACAACGGCAAGUCGAAGAAGAUCGUGAGUAAACCGCCCACUUCGAACAGCCAGACGAUGUUCUGCUCGUUUAUUCUCGAGUUGAUCUGGACGACCUACACGGCGAUGGCGAAGCCUGUGCUGUCAGACGCGGACUUGGAGGCUCUGCGUAAACUCACGCGACAGCUUCGUGUAGCAAAAUUGGUUACGGAUCGGGAUCUGAAGCAGACGGAUCGGAAGAAUGCAACCCAAGCAGUUAUGCGGAAGUGGUUGCCUUUGUCUACGACGGUGCUGAAGAUGGUAACACGCGUUCUGCCGAGUCCUGUGUCUGCUCAGGUAAAGCGGGCCGACAAAUUGUGCACGAUCUCGCCGGAGCUCGAAAAAUCACCACAGCACACUCAAGUCUUCCGUUCGCUGCAAUCAUGUCAGACUUCGGAUGACGCGCCGUUGGUAAUUUACAUUUGCAAGGUGAUCUCAGUGGAAGCGAACGUGUUAUCCGAUUAUCAUCAGUCUGGACUGGCUGCCACUGACGAGGUCUAUGUCGGCGUGGGUCGUGUCUACUCAGGCGUCCUUAGAGAAGGCCAGCCUGUCUACGUGAUGGACCCGAAGUUCCAGGGCGUGACGGGAGAUGUGGAUGCAAUCGACUUGAAUACGGUGAAACAUGUUGCACGUAUUGACAGCGGGCUGGUUAAACCUUACAUGAUGAUGGGACGCGAUCUGCACAAACUGGGCCGUGUGCCUGCAGGCAAUAUCGUCGGUAUUGUCGGACUACAGGAACAUGUUUUGAAGACAGCUACGCUGUCAUCCACACUGGCGUGUCCUUCAUUAACGAAGAUGCCAUACCAAGCAAAGCCGAUUGUCCGCGUGGCAGUGGAACCUGAAGAUCCGCGUAACUUUGGAGCGCUGGAAGCUGGUCUACAGCGACUGUAUCGAUCUGAUCCGACUGUCGAAGUCCACGUGCAGGAGACUGGAGAACACGUCAUUGUGGCACUGGGAGAGCUUCACUUGGAACGCUGUAUUAAGGACUUGAAGGAACGCUUUGCUAAAGUCGCUGUUCAAGUCUCCGAGCCAUUGGUGGGUUUCCGUGAGAGUGUUGUCGACGGAACGAUCUCUUCGUUCCAGGAGAACAUCGUGUUCAAGGACCUUCUCAACCCCGACUCGACUAAGGAUGAAGCUUCUGACAAAGACGAGAACGCUGAUGUUCAAGACCCGAAGAUUGCGUUGGGAACGACUCCGGAUGGGACGCUGACACUGAAGUUGCGAGCACUUCCGUUGCCUCUUGAGACGGCAAAGCUCUUGGAAGAAAGUGCACCGUUUCUAAAGCGUAUCACGCACAACAAGAAGUCCACUGAUGAGAUCGAUACGAAGGAAGCAGACGCGGAUAUUGAGGCUGCUGCAGAGGAUGUAGCUGCAUUCAAGAAGAAGCUGGAGAAAUCUCUUCAAACGAGUGACAACAGCUUUUUGAAGUCGUUGCCGUUGCACCAGAUUUGGAGCUGUGGUCCACGACGAGUGGGUCCAAACAUGUUGAUCAACAACAUCCCAGGUUACCAUUCAACAGGCUAUCUAUUCCCACCUACCUCAGCUGCAGAGGUCCAGGACUCAGAGAAAGCAGAGCAGAUCCGAAAGUUGGAGAACAGCGUUGUGACGGGCUUCCAAAUGGCCUCGUCGGCUGGACCUUUGUGUGAUGAGCCUGUGUGGGGAGUCGCCUUUAUCGUCGAAGAUGUCGUGUUCCACGAGAAGAGCGAGGAGGACAAAUCGGAAGAGGAAAAGGCCGAGGCGAGCAAAUACGGACCGCUUAGCGGACAGGUAAUCUCCAUUAUGCGGACAACUUGCCUCAUGUCGUUUGUGAAGCAGCCUGUGCGGUUGGUAGAGGCUGUGUACGAGUGCACAGUGCAGUGUCAGGCAGAACAACUCGGCAAGCUUUACAGCGUCAUCUCUAAGCGACGUGGCGAUAUCUACUCCGAGGAGCUCUCCGAUGGAACAGCACUAUUCACCGUGAAGGCUCACUUACCCGUUGUAGAAAGCUUCGGCUUCGCCACAGACCUGCUGAUCCAGACGUCAGGGGCUGCUAGCAACCCACAAUUGAUUUUCUCGCACUGGAGCAUCAUCGAUAUGGACCCUUUCUUCCAGCCGCAAACAGAAGAGGAGCGUGAGGACUAUGGCGAACGCGUGUACGAACACAACUACGUUAGACGUUACAUUGAGGCGGUACGUAAGCGCAAGGGACUGUCUCGAGAUGAAAAAAUUGUCGUGCACGCCGAAAAACAGCGCACACUAAAAAGAUAG